AUGAUGGACGAAAGCCUCAAUGAUAAGCUCGAGAGGCUACUCUCCUUAAUGGAAGCCCAGUUGGAGCUUACCAGGCAAGGGCAAUGCGAAGAGCAACUACACCAUGCUCAUCUGAGUGGAGAGGAGGCGAUUGAGCCCUCCCACCCAGAAGAUCGAGAGGCUAGGGAAGGGAUGAUGGGAGACUCUCCCACACCAUCCCCAGCAUCGCAUCCAAGGCAGGUGGUAUCAUUUGUGGAACCGAGCGAACCGCCAGUCAACAACUAUGACAAGUACGCCUUACCCACCAGGCCCAGAUACUUCAGGCCCCAUGUGGAUCCAUACAACCGGCCAAGGGCAGAAUCUCAUGGUUUUGACCAAGAGGAUGAUGCGAGCACCUCUGGAGACCCCAGUCUCUUGCGCUCCAAGCUGGUCACCACUCCAUUCCCCAAGUUCAAUCCUAGAGAUGUUGAGAUUUUCAUUCUCGAGGCUGAGGCAUGGUUCAAAUUCAACCAGGUCUAUGAGCAAGCAAGGAUGAUCAAUCAUAUGGGUGCUCAAUUGGAAGGGAGCACUCGCGAAUGGUGGACUUCCAAGCUUUGCAUCGACAGAGGCCAAGAAGGAAGACUGUUCAAUGAUUGGCAUUAUUUCACUGAGCACCUGACAGAACAGUUCAAUCCUCGGAAUGCCAGAAUGGAGGCCUACAACAAACUGUUGGCUCUCCGGCUCAUGAGUGAUGCACCAGGUGCUGCCACAUGCCACGUCGAGCGGUUCAGAGACUUAGAAGGACAGGUUAACCUAGAUGACAAUGAAUUGGUCAUAGACUUGUUCAGAGGCAGCCUCACACGGAGCCUCCAGGAGAAGUUUGAGUGGAACCCACCUGUGAAGAGGUGGGAAUGGUAUCGAGAGGUUGAAGAGAUUGACCGACAAAGGAUGCUGCUACAGCAGUCCUCUGCCCGGCACCCAAGUGCCAUUCCAUCGCGACCAAAUCCCGGAGCUCAACCUAUACCACUGGCUCAAGGUCCAUACCCCACUCAACAACCGGCACAGACCAUUCCAACUCAACCGCUGGCACAGACAUUGUCAGGGAACCUUAAUCGACCAACCAAUCGCCUUCCCCCCCACCAGCUUGUCCAGGGUCUGAAACAAGGGAACCCUGCAUUAAGCAGCAGCACUUGCCAUGUGUGCAAAGGUAUUGGUCAUUGGGCCAGAGACUGUCCAAGCAAGAAGGUGGACUCCCUGGGCCCAUGA
Messenger RNA from Ustilago hordei, 1224 nucleotides. RefSeq lists its product as uncharacterized. The transcript has a single exon. Gene Ontology annotation, molecular function: nucleic acid binding; zinc ion binding. The coding region runs from base 1 to 1224 and encodes 407 amino acids. Lineage: Eukaryota; Fungi; Basidiomycota; Ustilaginomycetes; Ustilaginales; Ustilaginaceae. The record is from RefSeq and is a predicted model, not a curated record.